Molecule: messenger RNA, 1763 nt
Organism: Annulohypoxylon truncatum
Lineage: Eukaryota; Fungi; Ascomycota; Sordariomycetes; Xylariales; Hypoxylaceae
Product: proline iminopeptidase
Exons: 2
Coding region: 734-1654 (306 amino acids)
Biological process (GO): proteolysis
Molecular function (GO): peptidase activity
Source: RefSeq, a predicted model, not a curated record
CCAAGAGCCAAUUAUAUCCUCCAAUGUAUCAUUAAUGGCGAGGGCGGAGUGAAGACCGCGCCCCCAACCCCCCUCCCCUUGAUUGUUGAACACAGCCCCAUCUGCAGUCGAGACAUCGGCUUCUUCUACUUCUACAUUUGUACAUCCCGAUGGACCAAGUUUUAAGUUCAACAGCCUUCUACUUGGCGUACACCCUACGGCUAGGUAUUCUUCAACCUCCUAUCUCACCGCGUUUCUUUACUAUACGUAUCGCCAUAAGUCGAGGCGCACGGAUCGUACGACCUAACUAAAUACACACCUACUAUAAACAACUAUAUUGUUGCGAAGAGCUAUGGGCCUGAUAGAUACUACUAUAUCCUACCAACCAACAGACCUAUACCCCUAUCCAGGUGGCAAGGGCUACGGUCCUGGUAGGACAUUGGGUUGAUUCGCAAGGCGCACGGAUGUAAGGGCAGGUCUUUCUAACUUGAGGUGAGGUAGCACAGAAUAUCUGCCUGCAUAUAUUGGUUGCGUCUACAUUAGGUAGGUCAUUCAAGACAGGUUGGCCGUUGGAACAGCCCUGCGUUUGAUAAGUAACCAACUUGGGCUUUUACUGUUAGCAUCCUCUGCGUUGCUUUGUUGUUUUCUUCGAUGGCAAGCUUUGUUAUAAGCUACCUACCUUAUCCUGUAGUUUCAAUCGACUCAAUCAUCAUUUCAACGUCCUCUUUCGCCAUUGCCGUAUUGAGCUUUCAACAUGGGCAGCCCUCCAGCGCGCGAAGGCGAAGUGGAUUUCCAGGCACCUGGGGCGUCGAAGCCAUGUAAGACAUGGUACAAGGUCGUCGGCAAGCUGGAUUCGCCACCUCUCAUUGCUUUGCACGGUGGCCCGGGUACCGGCCAUGAGUACAUGAUCACGCUGCUUGACCUCUAUGAGAAGCACGGGCUCCCGAUCAUCCUGUAUGAUCAAGUCGGCUGCGGCCGUUCCACCCACUUUCGGGAGAAAGACGGCGACGAGUCGUUCUGGACAAUGGACCUCUUCAUCGCCGAGCUUGACAACCUGGUCGACCAUCUGCAGUUGCGAGAGGUCGGGUUCUCUGUCCUUGGCCAGAGCUGGGGCGGCAUCCUCGCCGGCGCCUACGCUUCGCGCCGACCGAAAGGUCUGAGGAAGAUUAUCAUUGCCGGCGGGCCUGCCAGCAUGCCCUUAUACUCGGAGGGCUGCAAGUAUCUCCUUUCUCAGCUGCCACCGGACGUGCGGCGCACCAUCGAGGAAUGCGAGCGCAAGGGUGACUACGAAAGCGAAGAGUUCCAGAAGGCUAGUGCCGUAUUUUACGCCCGCCACUUCUGCAAACUCGACCCAUUCCCCGAGCCUGUCCAGGUCGGGUUUCAGCACCUGAAGGAGGACCCGACUGCUUAUCUCACUAUGCAAGGACCCUCAGAAUUCACCAUCGUUGGUAGCUUCAAGGACUGGGAACCGUGGAAGGAGGCACACAACAUCGAGGUCGAAACGCUGCUUCUCAACGGUGAUCAGGACGAGGCGAUGGACCUUUGCAUCGAGCCGUGGUUCAGGAGCAUUGCCAAGGUCAAAUGGGUCACGCUGAACAAUGCCAGCCACAUGACUCAUUGGGAACAUCGAGAGAGAUUUAAUGAGCUCUGUGGAACGUUUCUCUUGAGUGGGUGAGAAUCUGAAUUUUUGACUGAUAUGGAUGAGAACAUUCAAGAGGUAGGUACCUAAGUAGGUAGUCAAAGUAGUCAAGUAGGCACCUACCUGCUAAGCAGUCGAAAACAAU